Messenger RNA from Anoplophora glabripennis (Asian longhorned beetle), 5859 nucleotides. RefSeq lists its product as uncharacterized. The record is from RefSeq and is a predicted model, not a curated record. The transcript is spliced from 9 exons. NCBI's taxonomy places the organism in Eukaryota, Metazoa, Arthropoda, Insecta, Coleoptera, Cerambycidae. Gene Ontology annotation, biological process: interstrand cross-link repair. Gene Ontology annotation, molecular function: 5'-flap endonuclease activity; 5'-3' exonuclease activity; flap-structured DNA binding. The coding region runs from base 113 to 3736 and encodes 1207 amino acids. Gene Ontology annotation, cellular component: nucleus.
CAACGGCUACAACUGCAGAAUAUAGCCGAUUCAGUAAAUUUUUAGUGACAAACGAGUAGAGUUGCCUUAAGUUUCUGUUGCAAUAAAAAGUCUUCCACAAAAUUUAACACAAAUGCCUUUUAAAAAUGUUCAAAAUAAAAUUGAGGAUUUCAAACGCGAAUACGUCGGAUCACUUAAAGAAAGGCUAGAAAUUAAAGAUGCUUAUAUAAAAUGUAAUGGGUCCAUUCCAAAAAUUUUUAAGUAUAUUCCCUACACCGAUUACAGAUCUAAAAAACGAAUAACGAAGAUCGUAAAUCAGAUGAUUGAAAAUGGUGAGGUGGUAAAAUUUCCGGACGAACCAAAAAUGAUAAACGAGAAGAAAAGGGUAAACAACGCAGCACCGGAAAUAUCAGGGCUUAACAACAUGUCAACGCCAUCAAAAAUAAAACAAACAAGUAUAAACAUAAACACACCAAAUACUUCCAUACAUCCCUCACCUUGUUCUACGCCUAUUUCUGCUCUAAAUUUCAGCACAGAUGAAUUCUCAAAUGGAUCAUAUGUUGGCAUUGAAGAUAUUUUACGAAUAAUCCCUAGUUUUAUAAACGAUUCCAGAUCAACUGGAAGUCCAAAUUGUAAAAGAGCGAAUGAGGAAAAUUUGUCGUCAAAAUUUAACGCCUUGAGCACCAGUUCCGAUAAUACUAGCAAUAGUACCUUGGAAUAUGCCAAACGUGAAAGUUCCAAUAAAAGAAAAUAUGGAAAACUCGAAGGGAGCGGAAAGAAACUGAAAUUCGAUUGCAGCUCCACGAAUAGAAAUGAGCAGAAAUUUUUCGAAAGCAGUGAGAAAACUACAAUUGCUAAUGAUCAAAAUGAGAAUGUUCACCAAAUCGCGUUACCUAGAAAUGGAAAUAGUAACACUUUAAAUUUUAAAGUUGUUACCCCACAAAUAGCAAUUCGAAGUAAUCACGCAUACCUCGAUAAACAGAAUAUCACUAAUAACAAACCAAAGCCACCAAAAAUAUUAACAAUGAAUUCUACCUCAUUGAACAACGGGGAUCGGAUAAUUCAAAAUAACCAAAACAGGGUAAAUUUCGUACAAUACUUAGAAGACACACUUCCACAUGUGGCUUGUUCAACACAUCUUCCAGUUUCAAAUCCCGGCAAGGAUUUAGGCCCAUCAGUAUCAAAUAGCAACUAUGAAAAAACCACCAAUAUUCAGAUACUACAAGAUGUACAACUUAGAAACGCUGACCAUGAAAUUUAUAACAAACAGGAAAGCAACAUAAAGAAACAACUAAGCCAAGUACCAAAGAUAAAUACCUUUGAAAAUCAAUCAUGUAACUCGACAAAUAAUACAUCAAGCAGCUUACAAGAAACUGGAAUCGCAAUUGAUCUUUCGCGAAAGGGCAACUUUCAGGAAACUAAGAAACAGGAAUCGCUAACUGCCAGAGAUGCUCCAACAUUAUCAGAAUCAAAAAAAGAAACUCCAACUGUUUGUAAUUCCACAGGAAAUAUUAAAAAAAGACUGCAAGACACUGUAGAAUGUAAAGUUGCAUCAAGUCAGCCAAAUGGUGGACAAAAACAGCAAAAUUUAAUUAAAUUAAAAACCAAAUUGCGCGACAUCGAAAGCCGUGUAGCUCGGAACACCUCACAUUGGCAAAUUAGGAGCAAAGAUAUUGCAAAAAAUGCAAACAAAAAAGAAACAGCUGUAAAUAUGUCUAUAGAUGCUAACAAAACUAAAAUAAGUAACAGAAAAAUAACAGAUGUAAAUGAAAAUAGCAGCAAAAUAGGUUCAAGUAAAGCUUCAGCUUCUACAACUAAAAUUUACUUAAAAGGAGAUUCUAAAAAUAAGAAAAUGAAGAUUACAGAAAAUCGCCUUCUUCUGAUAAGAGACUUAUUCUCUAAAUACAUAAGAAGCCUCCCGGACACUGAAAAGGAAACAAUUAAAAUGUUUAAUGAUAUGCAUAACAGAUGGCAAUGCAUAUGUUUAGAACUUUUGACUAGCCAGAAGAAAUGGUACAAUAUUUUGAAAUUCUCUGAAAAAAUUCGCCCUGAUAUGGAACAUGGCGAUAUUUUCGAAAUGGUUAGGGCAUUUCAAAAAAACGGAAUUGUUGACACGGAGUAUCAAACAGAACAUGAAGUUGUCCUAUUGAACCAACUAAGUAAAGAUAAUUUGAUAAAAAUCUGUGACGACUUAGAAAAGGAAGGUUUAAAAAUAUAUAACAGACACAAACCUAAUGAAAAAUUAGACAACAAGAAGCUUAUUGUAAAUAUACAUUCAAAUUGCAAUACUCAGUACAAAAUAGACUUACUGAAGAGAAAAAUACAAAACAGAAUGGGAAAGUGCAUGAGAAUAAAUGAAAAUUUCCGGCAAAUCUUUUAUUCCGUUUACCUCUUAGGCACCUACACUAAUCCUAGAUUUUCGAAGAUGGAGGACUACUUUAAGAGCAUGUUGGUCGAUAAAGAUACAUUUCCUCAGUACCCAGUAGAUGAAUACGUCAUAUUUGCUAGUUGGGCUGAUUUUAGAAGUUAUUCAAAAGCUAAAAUGUAUGAAAUGAAUUUUAAAAGCUUUUCACAUGAUGCAGAAGAGCUUAGACAGAUUUGUGGGAAGAUAUUCGCAGAAUUGAAGAUCGUCGGAAACGGAAGAAUUGAUGAUGAAAGAUUUAGGGACGCUCCUCAUUUGACCCAAUUUACCGCUAGAGCUGUAUACGUGACUACCUUGUCAAAUGCAUCUGACGUGUUACUGGGAAAAUAUCCAGAAUCCGUGCAGGAAUGGCUGGAGUUCAUGAUCCGGCAUAUGAAAGAGGAAUUUCCGCAUGAAAUCGGUCGUUGGUACUACAACUUGAUAGGGCUGUAUAUGAAGUUUUUGAAACCCUUUGAUUAUAAUCGUGCUGCUGAAGAACUGAUAAAAGUACUGGUUCAGGAAAGAAAGAACUUGUCAGAUGUCCAACUUCACCGGAUUUUUGAGAGGGGAAGAGAACUCAUGCGAAAAGAUGAAGUGUUACGGGCAAAUAAGGAUAAUAUCGCUGAACUCGAGUUUCAAUUACUAAGGCAUCGCAUCGAAAAGUUCCCAGUAAAACCCAUGGACGUAGAAUCGGGAAUGAGCAAAAUAGAAUAUUAUAAACUACUUCAUUCUACUUGGGGUGGUAAUAAAAUCAUAGCUACCUUCAUACUUUUGUUCUUUGAUAUAAUAUAUACCUCCACAAAAUACAUACGCGGAGCGUAUGUAUCGAAAAUGCAGAUUCAACCUCUGGACAUAAAUACUCACCUAUUCUAUAUGAAUAGAAAAAGUGAGAUAGAGCGCCGUCUGAUGGAGAUCGAAAGUGAGUGGUCUGAUGACAGGCUUAUAAAUUUCCUAAAACAAAAUUAUCAUAAACAUUCCCAUGAAUUUGUACUUUGUAAAAUUGAUAAUAUUAUAAGCGAUACCCAGAUUUUGGAGAACCUAAUUGAAGGCUUUGGACGAAAAAUCUUAGCUAAGAUAUACAAACGUUUAGCAGAAAAUUUUACAGAGCAUAAAACUGGUUUUCCAGACCUAUUGGUUUCGAAUGCUGGCAAGAAGAAAUAUUUUAGAGCUGUGAAAAAGAGCAGUGCUAAACUAUCUAUAGAGGAAACUUUGUGGCUUGAUUGUUUGCGUUCCAACGAAACGAAAGUGGAAAUUGCUCCGUUACGACCUUUAGACAUCAAGAAGUGUAUUAAAAAAGGAGAAAACAAUGACCUGCCAAAAGCUUCUACUUCGUCGCCUUCGGACAAAGUCCCAUAAAAACAUAUCCAUGUAAAAUUAUUCUAUGCAAGGCCGUAGGUAACCAUCUUGUUUUGCUUCUGAUUGAGAUUACAUUCAAAACUUUGAAUGUUUGUAAUGAUCUUGUACGAGCCUUUGAAAUGUUUUAAAAAGGUAUAUUGAAUGGAGGAAUUGGAGCCACAUUAAAUAAAUUUAAUAAAAAUGUUAUAACGCACUAUAACUUCAUUAUACUGGCAUUUCAAAAGGUGAUGUGUUGGCCUCUUCUAAGUAUGUAUUUCUUUUUACAUUCCGUUUUAAAAUUAUUUAGUUGUACAAUUAGUUAUGUACUAGUUGUUACGUAGUAUUAGUAUGCAAUUAUAUUGCACAUAUAUUAUUCAUCCAACUGUAAUUUCAUGAAUGAAACAGUCUUUUGUUUUUUGUCAUAUACUUAGGUACUUUGUUGGCAGAAAUUUUUCGAAAACGCAUGUUUAUUUAUGUUAUUCUACUUCCAAAACGUAGACUUGUCACAAUUCACUAAUUCAAAGGAAUAAUUUCAAUUUUUUUGCCUCAGAUAUCAACUAUGAAGUAUGCAUCGUAUCUCCAGUGGAAAACACAUAAUACAACUAUAAAUUUAGUAAAAAGAUUAUGUUUAAUUAGAUAGCAAUAAGUACAAAAUCUCAGCUAUCUCUAAUUAACUAUGCUAGUAAAAACAUCAAAUUUAUUUUUCUCUGGAGAUAGGUACUUUACAGUAAAUAAAGUCAGGUUUAAUGAAACACUACACACUUUCACAAAAUCUCAACCAACAAAAAAUAAAAAAUACUGUUUUAGGUAUGUUCAACAACCUCUGAAUUUUGAGUAAGAUAUAAAGUUGUUCUCUUUAGCUAACCUAAAAGCCCUCUAUAUAGAAUUUUAUUGAAAUAUUUUAAUAAGUGUGGACAUUAUUUUAGAAACAAUUUUUUUAAGACACGCAACUUUUCAGGAAAGGAAAGUUUCUUGAAUGUAAUUGCUUUGUUGUAGAAAACCAACAAUUGUUUAUGCCAUUUAGCGUAAUUUUACUGAUGAAACAUUGAGUACAAAAUUUAAUUUUUAGAUACGGUUCAUCAGUCUUAGUACUUAGAUACUUAUUCAUAAUUUGCUGGGAAAAAAAUGUCCUGAACAUUCAAAUUGAGAAAAAAACUUAAUAUGCCUUAUAUACAGCAUGUGGCAUCUUUAAUGCAGAAAAAAUUAAAUACAUAUUCCUAGCAAUAUACAUAAUAAAAAAGCCUUCAAAUAGUUCUAUAUUCACGUUUUGUCAAGAAAAUAGAACGUCAAUUUUGUGGCGAAAAAAUAAAUCUUAUUACGGCCCUGGCAAGAAAUGUUCACAUUCAACAGCUCAACCCGCGGACACUUGCCGAACCAAACUAUCCGAAAAUCUGUGCAGACUGCAGAGUUUGCCACUUUGCCAAUCGCUACAUGUAAUUGGAUGAAGUAAACAAAAAGGAAAUAAAAGGUUUUUGAAGCAAUACUAAAUAAAUAAUUUUGGACAAUUUAAUACAAUCCGUUUUAAUUAAAAUGAAAAGUAAACAUAAAAUUUUAAAUAGUUAAUUUACUGCAAAUGGUAAUGUGUGAUUUAAGAUAAGAUGUUUGUAGAAACAUAGUAAGUGGUAUUACAGAACACUAACAUUACAUUAUUUUAACGGUUGAUAAGUUGGAUCAAGACAAAAUAGAUGCAAACUUACAGCUUUUAUAGAAAAUGUAGAAAAUGAUUCCCAUUAGAUCGCAGGCAGGCCUGGCAGCAACGCACCCAAUUUUGACCAACUAUCAGCAGUUUAAGUUUUUAAUUUUCUGCAUUAAAGAUGCCGCAUUAUGUAUAAACCUUAGUUAAAUAUUUUCAAUAUUAAAAAAAUGUUUAAUGUAGAUCUAAGUUUUUAUGUAGGUAUAAUAAUAUUCUGAUGUUAUCGCAGGACAUAAUUUUAUAACUGCUUGCUUAGUUUGGUCUGUAGAAUGCCUCAUCAUUUAAAUUUGUUCACUUAAAACUAUUAGAUAGAUGUUAUAAAAAAAUAUAUACAUCAAAAAUAUAUAAUGUAUGCUUAUCAAAUAUAAAUGUAUUUUUAUGAUUAGUGCAUUUUAUAUUUUUAUACAUUAUUACUCAAAAUAAAAAUCAACACAAAUAUUUUUAUAUGAUU